CGUGAGUGAAAAUAAUAAAUUCGUCAAAAGAAUAAUAAGUGAGAAAUAGUGUGACUUUAAAUAAUUAAAAGUGCUUAACAAUGUGCAAAUUUUAAGACGAAAUUUAGUAAUUUCAAUUAUAUUUUCCAUAUAAACUCGCGAACGCAAGAAAAAAUUGAAAUGUCUGACAAACCAAAGCGUCCUCUUUCCGCAUAUAUGUUGUGGCUCAACGCUGCACGCGAGCAGAUUAAGCGCGAAAAUCCAGGCAUUAAAGUAACCGAAGUGGCGAAAAAAGGUGGAGAGUUAUGGCGUUCAAUGAAGGACAAGUCGGAAUGGGAAGCAAAGGCAGCUAAAGCCAAGGAAGAUUUUGAUGAAGCGGUGAGAGAAUUUGAGGCCCAUGGAGGCAGCUGCCGAAUUUAUAUUCAUAUAAUCAGCUGGAUUGAAAACACGUUUGCACAAAGUUUGAAGUCACUCACAUCAAAGGUAAAACAAAAAUAAUAUGCGUCAUUUUCGAUCGUUUACACAUGCAUUUAUCGUAUGAAAAGUAUUU
Anastrepha ludens (Mexican fruit fly) is the source of this 529-nucleotide messenger RNA. RefSeq names its product high mobility group protein D-like. Gene Ontology annotation, molecular function: transcription cis-regulatory region binding. The transcript has a single exon. Lineage: Eukaryota; Metazoa; Arthropoda; Insecta; Diptera; Tephritidae. Bases 160 to 477 code for a protein of 105 amino acids. The record is from RefSeq and is a predicted model, not a curated record.